AUGAGCGACCAGAUCAUAGGCGAGCCGAAAAGCCUGACCCAUCAGCCCACGAACGCUUCGACCGGUCAAGCUUCUGAAAAAUGUGGUUCCUACGAUGAAGGCAGGCUCGAGCAGAUACUCGAGGAGAAUCCCGACGAACUUCGCAGAUUGUUGAACAACCGCCAGAUCCAGCUCAUGGCCAUUGGUGGAACUAUUGGUACAGCGUUAUUCAUCAGUAUUGGAACAGCACUUUACAAGGGCGGGCCGCUCAGUUUGCUGCUUUCGUUCGUCGGUUAUUGCUGUAUAAUGGCCUUGGUCAACAGCUGCGCUGCCGAAAUGACCGUUCUGCAUCCUGUGUCAGGAGGCUUCAUAAGGAUGGCGGGGUAUUGGGUUGACGAGGCUUUUGGGUUUGCUGCUGGCUAUAACUUCUUCCUCUAUCAGGCCUUGACGGUCCCCUUCGAGAUCGUCGCGUUGAAUCUGGUCCUGGGCUAUUGGCGCGAUGAUAUUCCGGCAGCUGCUGUCAACGCUGCUUGUGUCGUCCUUGCCAUGAACGUUUUUGCAGUUGGUAUUUUCGGAGAAGCCGAAUUUUGGCUUUCAGGUGGAAAAGUCAUCCUGAUUUUCAUCCUAUUCUUCUUUACCUUCAUCACCAUGGUUGGCGGCAACCCUAAGCACGACGCGUACGGCUUUCGCAACUGGCGCGGAGCUGAUGGCCCUAUGGCAGAGUGGCAUAGCAAAGGUGACCUUGGGAGGUUUGAGGGGAUUGCUACAGGCAUUAUUGCUGCUGAGGCCAAACGACCACGGAUAUAUGUCAAGGCCGCUUUCAAGACUAUAUACUGGCGAUUUGGUCUGUUCUUCAUUGGCAGUGCCAUCUGCGUUGGUAUCGUUAUCCCGUACAACGAUACGACACUUGUAGACAUCCUGUCAAGCGAUCAAAGCGGAAGCGCUCAAGGAGUAGACCGAAACACAUUUCCAUUUCGAGGCUGGUGUCAGCCGUACGCUGGCUGGGUUGCCCUCGUAUGGGAGAUAUUGAUGGUUGUUUUCUUCGGCUACUCGUCCUUCACGCCAUGGGACAUCGCCAACUUCUUCCAGCAUUACGCUAUGCUAAUCCUAGCGCCCUGUCUUUACAUUGGCUGGAAGGUCAUCAAGAGGACCAAGAUUAUUCCUUCAUCGGAAGCCGACUUGGUUUGGGAGCGGCCGGUCGUCGAUCGCUACGAAGCGUCCUUCACGUCGCCACCAGUUGGCUUCUGGGUGGAAAUGCUGCAAUUAAUUGGCCUGAAAAGGAAUCGGAAGGAUAAUGUUAGAAGGCCGUCCAUUACAUAG
Didymosphaeria variabile is the source of this 1299-nucleotide messenger RNA. RefSeq lists its product as uncharacterized. NCBI's taxonomy places the organism in Eukaryota, Fungi, Ascomycota, Dothideomycetes, Pleosporales, Didymosphaeriaceae. Gene Ontology annotation, cellular component: membrane. Gene Ontology annotation, biological process: amino acid transmembrane transport. Gene Ontology annotation, molecular function: amino acid transmembrane transporter activity. Bases 1 to 1299 code for a protein of 432 amino acids. The transcript has 5 exons. The record is from RefSeq and is a predicted model, not a curated record.